AGCCAAAGCCAGGAGUCCGGACACCGACGUGAGUAACAGGAGACAUAGAGGAGUUUGUCUGUCAUUUUCGUCGAUUUCUCUUGUUUAUGGUGUAGGCAGUUGAUGAUUUCGUCCCCACAGUGAAUGGGAAGAAGAGAGAGGAGAGGAAUCCGUGAGAAAAGCGGGGGUUAAAGGUGAAAGAAGAGGAGAAAAGAGAACGAGAGAGAGAUCAUCAUCAGCUGCCAUCUGUCUGCUUGUCUGUCUGUCUGUCUUCUCAGAACAUGAAGGACAAUUGACUCCACCGCCUGGAAGGGUCUCGGAAGCCGCCAGUCCGUCCCAGCCGCCUGUCUUAGUGCCAACGCUUUGGGUCGCCUCCCUCCACUCGAGGAGCCCACCCCCAAUGCCUAUCUACUCAUCUACAAUGGCCGGCGAUGUGUGGGGCCAGUGGUUUGCUUGCUGCAUUACGCAACAGCCGCAGCGUCGACGUCGACGCAUUGAUCGCACCAUGAUUGGGGAGCCAAUGAACUUUGUGCACACUGGCCACAUUGGCUCAGGUGAUGUGCAAAUGGGAAACAACCAGCUGGUGCAACUGCAGACGCAAAUGAAGAGCAAAGGGGGCUAUGAACAAGCCCUGCCGCACAAUCACAUGUUGACGGUUGUGCCAGUGCAGAGAUCAUAGGUGUGUGUUUAUAUCUUGU
Messenger RNA from Penaeus monodon (black tiger shrimp), 677 nucleotides. It is a transcript of the gene Spec2, whose product is annotated as CDC42 small effector protein 2-like. Gene Ontology annotation, molecular function: small GTPase binding. The record is from RefSeq and is a predicted model, not a curated record. The transcript is spliced from 3 exons. Gene Ontology annotation, cellular component: plasma membrane. Gene Ontology annotation, biological process: regulation of Rho protein signal transduction. The coding region runs from base 380 to 658 and encodes 92 amino acids. Lineage: Eukaryota; Metazoa; Arthropoda; Malacostraca; Decapoda; Penaeidae.